Racocetra persica is the source of this 170-nucleotide messenger RNA. The record is from the annotation of a GenBank genome assembly. Lineage: Eukaryota; Fungi; Glomeromycota; Glomeromycetes; Diversisporales; Gigasporaceae.
UACCUGAAUUUAGUUUCCUGCCACUGGAAAAUAACAUCACCCCCGAAGAAAUAUUAAAUAUGCCAAUGGGUUUUAAUGAUCUUAGUGGUGAUAAUUUAAUUAAUAUUGAGGAUAAAGAUCACAAUCUUGGCUAUUUUGGACGUCAUAAUGAAUCAAAUACCUUGAAAUAA